CAGCUCUAAGGGACAGGGAAAAAUGGGAUGCGAAAAUAACUGAAUUGCAGGCGAGAACAAAACCACUGGAGGCAGGGAAACAGCAGACGCCACAGGCAGCAGGACACAGACGCAACGCCCAGCAAGGCCGACAUCCCGGCAAAACCAUAACAGUUGUCCACCUAUUAAAUGGCAAAUGGGAGUGCGACCGAAGCGGCGGCCACGGGCGCUCCGCAGCAGCAGCGGAUUCCCCAAACGGCGCAGCAGGCGCUUCUGACCGACGGCGGGGUGAACGAUCUCGUGGCGGACGUUUGUCUAAACGGUCGUGCCUCGGACUACUCCGCCAUGAGGGCCUCCACGUCCACGGGCGGCUCGGGAUCGGGAGGAGCAGCACCCUCCUCCUCGUCGUCGUCCUCCUCGUUCUCCUUCAAGCACUUUCUCAGCAGCACGGGCACUGUGACGGCUCCGACCAGCACGGUGACCUCGGCCGCCGUCCAGACGUCCACUGGGGCACGGCCCAAGGUGCCCCAGUCAGCCUCCGCCUCCCACAUGCAGCAGCCACCGGAUGUGAACGGCAGCAGUGCAUCCUCCCGGAUGAAGCGAUCGCCGCGCUUCAGCUCCUUCGACUCGCAGGCGAGUCUGGCGGAGUACGCAGCCUGUGGUAGUGGCUCCUCCCAGUCGCAGCACCGCCUGAGACCGGAUCUUCGGCUGGGCCAUGACGUCGUGCAGGAUGCACUGGACAACGACGACGAUGACCAUGUGGCGCUGGCCCAAGUGCGCAACACCAGCAGGCUGUACGACGAGCGAAUAGAUGAUGACAUUUUCCCAUCGGCCGCCUCCAACCAGCAACCCGCCAUUGGAACGCGCUAUGUGCCUCGCUCCUACUCCAACUACGAUAUGCCGCCACAGCUGCCGUGCCCCUCAUCCUCGCCGCGCCGUCGUCCCUCUGGCAAUCGCGAUCAACGCCCCACACGCCUGGUGCUGUCCGCCGGCCCCAAGAUGAAACUCGACCUGCCACUGGACACGUGCAAUGCAGUGGGUGGUGCUGCUGCCUCCGCCCUGCCAGACUUCGUGCAGGAUCACUUGCCGGACGCUUGGUGCGGCGGUCAGGAUGCCCUCAGCUCGCCCCCCAACUCCCCACUCGGAGCAGCUGAGGCGGCGAGCGGAGCUGUGGGUCUGCUGCCCUCUGCUUUGGCACCCAGGAGCUGCCUACCCAGUGCUGCCCCCGUCCCCGGUCCUCCCGCAGAACCAGCCGCCGGGUCUACCGUCAAAAUGCUGCCCGACUUUCUGUCUGACGGCCCCAUAAUUCACUCGUCUCAGCGACUGGCCGACGUGGCUAUCGGGUUGCCCUCCAAUUCCAUUGACUCGCCUCCCCAGGAGGCGGUGGGCACGCUGCAACUGUCGUCACUGCGUCAGGAGAACGAGCGACUGCAGCGGGAGCUGCAGGAGGCGCGGGCGGAACUCAAUGUCCAGACCCGGCGGGCCAGCGACUUUGAGCAGCAGCUGCUGCAGUUUUCGGAGGCCGCUCGGAGGCGGGAGGCGCUGGCCACGACGACCAAUACCCAAACCACACAGCAGCUGAGGCGCCAGUUGGCCCAAUUAGAGGCGGAGCUAAGCAGCCUAAGGGGCAGUGGCGCCUCUGAUUGCGCAGCAGGUGGCGUUCCAGUGGCGGCUCCUGGCAGAGGAAGCGAGAACGCCGCCAGCAGUGGGAUGAGCAACCCGCGACCGUCCAGAACGCAUCAUUUGUCAAGGGAUCUACUGCGAGCGGCCGAUACUGCAGAGCAGAACUUAAGGCAACUGCUGACUGGCGUGGAGAAUCUGCGCCAGAUGGCGGCCAAUUUGGAGCAGCCGGCCCCGACAACAACUCCCCGAAGUCCCGACCUCUACACCGACUUCAACUGAACUGCCCGGGAUCGACUCUUCGGAGUGGACGCUGUGCUUCAGCUCAGAUCGGUUAUUGUUGUUUGUGUAAACAUUGUAGCCCACGUCGCCGCCUAGAGCUUGUUUUUAGAUGACCCCGCGAAUGUUUUAUGUUUCCGUAUAAUCUGUUGCAUUGGGCUAGGCCCGGUCGAGAAUCUCCGGGAGAAAUGGGAAUGGGGAUGGGCAAUGUGAGAAUCAAAGCGCAAACUCGUGAUGUUGGUUGAUAAAGCAAAAUAUAUAAUUCAUACUUGAUAAAUCGAUAUAGCAUA
Drosophila takahashii is the source of this 2168-nucleotide messenger RNA. Its product is annotated as lethal (3) 04053. The record is from RefSeq and is a predicted model, not a curated record. Lineage: Eukaryota; Metazoa; Arthropoda; Insecta; Diptera; Drosophilidae.